GUGACUUUGCCCUUUUAAAAAUCGCAUUCUGUUUUUGUCUUUACGAAUUUCAAAAUCCUUCGCGGACAGCGCCCCCCUCCCUUCUCCCUCCAAAUCUCUGCGGCUUCAUUUCUCGAUCCUUUUCAGGUUUCCAAUGGAGAACUUGGACGGGAAAUCAGCAGAUUCUUCGCAAUCUGUUCGUGUUGCUGUUAAUAUUAGGCCUUUGAUUACACCGGAGCUUAUGGUUGGAUGUACUGAUUGUAUUACAGUUGUGCCUGGAGAACCUCAGGUUCAAAUUGGAUCUCAUGUGUUCACAUAUGACAAUGUGUACGGUAGUGCUGGAUCGCCAUGUUAUGCAUUAUACGACGACUGUGUUGCUCCAUUAGUUGAUGCACUAUUUCAGGGUUACAAUGCCACUGUUCUGGCUUAUGGACAGACGGGGUCUGGAAAGACUUACACAAUGGGAACAAAUUAUAGUGGCGAAGGAAGUAAGGAUGGAGUUAUACCGAAAGUAAUGGAAAAUAUAUUUAAAAAGGUCAAGAAAAUGGAGGAUUCUACAGAAUUCUUGAUCAGAGUUUCAUUUAUUGAGAUAUUCAAGGAAGAAGUGUUUGAUUUGCUCGACGCAAAUGCUUGCCCCAACACAAAGGCUGAAGGAACAAAGCCUUACGCUCCUCCGCGAGUUCCAAUACAAAUAAGAGAAACUGUGAAUGGUGGGAUUACGCUUGUUGGUGUCACUGAGGCCGAGGUUCGGACCACAGAAGAAAUGACAUCUCACUUGUCCUGUGGUUCCUUAGCACGUGCAACUGGAAGUACCAACAUGAAUAGUCAGUCAAGUCGAUCACAUGCCAUCUUUACGAUUACUAUGGAGCAAAAGAAAAAGCCUAAGCGAGGCAUGACUCAUGAUGAUUCUUGUGACGACAUUCUUUGUGCAAAGCUACAUUUGGUGGAUCUUGCAGGAUCUGAAAGAGCAAAACGAACCGGUGCAGACGGCAUGCGCUUUAAAGAAGGUGUUCACAUCAACAAAGGCCUUUUGGCUCUUGGCAAUGUCAUAAGUGCGUUGGGAGACGAGAAGAAACGAAGAGAAGGGUGUCAUGUUCCCUACCGUGAUAGCAAAUUAACACGUUUGCUACAGGAUUCUCUUGGAGGCAACAGCAGAACGGUGAUGAUUGCUUGUGUUAGUCCUGCCGACUCAAAUGCUGAGGAGACUCUGAACACGCUAAAAUAUGCUAAUCGUGCUCGCAAUAUUCAAAAUAAAGCGGUUAUCAACCGAGAUCCUGUAGGAGCUCAGAUACAGAAAAUGCGAAGUCAAAUUGAGCAGUUGCAAGCUGAGCUUUUAUUCUACCGCGGUGAUGCAGGUUUACCAUAUGAGGAGCUUCAGAUUCUAAAGCACAAAAUAUCAUUACUUGAAGCAAGCAAUGGUGAGUUGUUGCGGGAGCUUCAAGAACGCCGAGUCACUUGCGAUCAUUUGUCUCAACGUGCUAUUGAUGCUCAGGUUGAAAAAGACAAGCUUGCCAUGAUAAUUGAAUCAGUGCGGAAUGGAAAAUCUUUAGAUGAGAUUGAAUCCAACUUCGAUAAGGAUUGUGAAUUAGUCAAGAGUUAUGUUUCAAAAAUUCAAGAGCUAGAAGGAGAGGUACUGCGUAUGCAAAGCUUUAACAACCCAAAACUCAGUCGAUAUGCGGAUCUAGUGGAGUCUGAUGAUGAUAGGCCCAACUCUAGCAAUAUCUUAUUUCCAUGUUCAAAUGAGUAUUCGUCAGACUAUGAUACUAAAGCUGUAGAUAUUUCAGAUGGAAUCGAUGAUCAUGAGAAGGAGCUUGAGCAUUCAACAAUGCAAGAAAGAUUGGAUAGGGAGCUAAAAGAAUUGGAUAAGAAACUUGAGCAGAAGGAGGCUGAAAUGAAACGGUUUUCUGGUGCGGAUACCUCUGUUCUUAAACAACAUUAUGAAAAGAAGGUCCAUGAACUGGAACAAGAAAAGAGAGCGUUACAGAAAGAGAUCGAGGUACUCAAAUGUAAUCUUUCGAGCAUAUCUUCUACAUCUGAUGAUGGUGCACAAAAGUUGAAGCAAGAAUAUCUUCAGAAGUUGAAUUUCCUGGAAACCCAGGUCUCGGAGUUGAAGAAGAAACAGGAUGCACAGGCUCAAAUAUUGAGACAGAAACAAAAGAGUGAUGAGGCAGCAAAAAGAUUACUGGAUGAGAUCCACAGAAUUAAGUCCCAUAAGGUUCAACUUCAACACAAGAUUAAACAAGAAUCUGAGCAAUUUAGACUAUGGAAGGCUUCGAGAGAGAAGGAAGUUCUCCAGCUGAAAAAGGAGGGCAGGAGAAAUGAAUAUGAGAUGCAUAAGCUCUUAGCUUUGAAUCAAAGGCAGAAAAUGGUCUUGCAACGAAAGACCGAAGAAGCUGCUCAGGCAACAAAAAGGCUUAAAGAACUUUUAGAAUCUCGAAAGGCAGCACGCGAAACUUCCAGUGGCGGAGCAAAUGGUCCUGGAAUUCAGGCUUUAAUGCAGAAUAUUGAGCAUGAACUUGAAGUCACAGUAAGGGUGCAUGAAGUUCGUUCUGAAUAUGAGCGGCAAAUGGAAGAGAGGUCGAAGAUGGCCAAUGAAUUGACGCGGCUUAAGGAGGAAGAAGAAUUGAUUAGGGGAGCUAAUUUAAGUGAUUGUACUCGAACAAUGUCACCUGGUGCAAGAAAUUCAAGAAUUUUUGCUCUUGAGAACAUGCUUGCUACGUCAUCCAGCUCUCUGGUUUCUAUGGCCUCACAUUUAUCAGAGGCAGAAGAACGUGAGCGCGUUCUUGGUGGCGGUAGGGGUCGUUGGCAUCAAGUUCGCUCUCUUGUAGAUGCAAAGAAUAUAAUGAACUUUUUGAUGAAUUUAGCAUCCUCUUCAAGAUGUUUGCUAUGGGAUAAAGAGUUUGCUUCUAGGGAGAAGGAUUCAGAAAUUAGAGAGUUGAAACAGAAAAUAGUGAACCUUAGCGGCAUGCUUAAGAAAUCAGAAGCCCAAAAGGCUGAACUUAUUCAUCAGAACUCAGCUUUGAAGAAGCAUUCCAUGCGAAGCACUUCAGAUCAGAUAGAUCAGAUUAAUAGUGGGGGACAUAACUAUAAUUUACGCAAACAGGAGCAGCGGAGUUCUAUCAUUUUAUUGGCAGACAUGGAUACCUCGGACUCAGAUUACUCGGAUCGUUAUUCAGAUGAUAAUGAUGCCAAUUACAAUUGGGAGAAAUCAAUGAAACGACGACAUACCAGAAAACAAAUCAUUAAAGCUAAGGGCCGUUCGAGUAUGGACGUCUCAGAUGACACAAACAAUGCAAACAAUGUAAACUUCAACUCGGAUAGUUCUGGUGAUGGGGUAGUUCGUGUGAGUGAGGCCACUACUGCUACCACUACUUGCUGCCUUUGCAGCAAAUUCUCAUCUUGCAAAACAACUAAGUGCCAGUGUAGAGCCAAUGGUGGUGCGUGUGGCUUGUCAUGUGGUUGCAUUCCAUCUAAGUGUUCAAACAGAGGCAGUAUAAGCGAGCGGGACGAGUCGAUGCAACCGGACUUAGUCGGGGAUGUUGAAAAUGCUACUGAAAAUGGUGAAACCAAUGAGGAUGAGAGUCGUGACCUUGUUUCGAAUGGUGCAAGGUUGCUUCAGAAUGCAUUGGCUGAGAGGCCAAGUGAGGCUCCUCCCGCUGAAGAUGGUGGCGCAAAAAGAAAGCCUCUUUCAGACAUAGGAAACACAUUGGCGAAAUCGAAGUCAAACAAGCCAAACCAGAGAAAGAAAUGGAGAAAAUCUACAAUUCAACUCAUUCCUACACCACAACCAUCUUCCCAACCAGAAAUACCUGAGCCCAUCCAGAAGACAGAGAACGACUCAAAUGAGGUUGCCAACAUCCCGUUGAAACUUCCCCGAGCGAUGCGAUCCGCCGCCGCCGCCAAUGGCAGCAACCUACUGAGGGAGAGGAACUCCGAUCAGCCGGAAGAUUCAGUUGGCGGGAACAAAGAACAUGAACUUAUUGUUCCAAAAAGAGUGGAUGAAAAAGAGAACUGCAACCGUUAAAUAGGUGUGUGUUUGUCUUUCAGGUCAUUCUCCGGUGGCCGGAGGGAAUAGAAACGGCGGGAAAAUGCAGUGCUGGUGCGUAGAUAAGUUUGAAAAGCUGUGUGUUGAUGUAUUUUAGAGAAUUGAUUCACAAUACUGAACCAAAAUACACUGUUUCUGGGAAUCUGUUAUUCCCUUAUGAAGAACUUAUAAUUAUUCUGAUGUAGCUUUGUAGACUUUUGUUCACUACAUUAACAAAGACAUGAUUGAGCAUUUUUUUUCUUUAA
Cucurbita pepo subsp. pepo (vegetable marrow) is the source of this 4269-nucleotide messenger RNA. RefSeq names its product P-loop containing nucleoside triphosphate hydrolases superfamily protein. Gene Ontology annotation, cellular component: microtubule associated complex. Gene Ontology annotation, biological process: microtubule-based movement; spindle elongation; mitotic spindle organization. Gene Ontology annotation, molecular function: microtubule motor activity; ATP binding; microtubule binding. The record is from RefSeq and is a predicted model, not a curated record. Lineage: Eukaryota; Viridiplantae; Streptophyta; Magnoliopsida; Cucurbitales; Cucurbitaceae.